CAGGUGUGACAACUGUUUUGUCAUGUUGUGCCGGUGGAAUAGCGUUGGACAUUUAUCGCAAACGAGUCUCCCGAUUCCAUUCCUACAGAGGCUUAUUCGACCAAUACAUUGCCAUCAACGGAUUGUACAUCUUAGGGAAAUUUGCACGAAAUAAACUCGAAAAAGACAGUAAGGAUUAUAAGAAUGUCCAAAGCAACAUAUUGCUUGAAAGGCUACGUGCUAAUGAAGAUACAAAAUAUGGCAAAGAUUUCAAAUUUUCUGAAAUUAAAUCAACUGAAGAUUUUAUCAAGAAACAUCCCUUGACUAGAUACUCACACUUUCAACCAUAUAUAGGAAAAAUAGCUGAUGGGGAGAAAAAUGUGCUAACUGUCAAAGACCCCGUUGUGCUUGCAGUAACCUCUGGUACAUCUGGACAGAGCAAUAUUCUCCCAAUGAUUAAAGAGCAACGAGGAAAUUUUUUCUUCCAUGGAAUCGCAACACUUUUUCGUUGCAUGGUGAAUGCUUACCCAGCCACAAAACAAUUACUGCAAAAAAAUCUCAAGAUAUUUUAUACGCCAAAAUGGAGGGUGUCUAAAUCUGGGAUUGUGAUUGGGCCUAACUCAUCAUCUCCUACCAAUUCUAAAAGUAUGCUGAGUAUCUAUUCCACUCCCCUUCCCGGGUUUGAAAUUAUGACAGAACCAGAAGCACUGUAUGUACAUUUGUUGUUUGGGCUACGAGAUAAAUAUAUUGGAAUGAUGGAGGCGAAUUUUGUGUCGCUUAUCUAUGUGGCAUUUCAUACGUUAGAACUUGAAUGGCAAACUCUCGUGAAUGACAUUGAACUUGGUCGAGUCAACCCUGAAUUGAACAUUAAUGAUGACGUAAGAGCAAAACUGAAUCAACUUCUUACACCAGACCCUGCAAGGGCCAAUGAGCUGCGGACGGAAUUCUUAAAGGGAUUUGACGGUAUUGCCAAAAGAAUAUGGCCAAAAUUAAAUUUUGUACUCAGUGUCGACACAGGUUCUUUUGAGCAUUAUGGGAAACUUCUCCGCGAACAUCAGUGCAAAGGAACGCCAUUUUAUUCCCCUCUGUAUGCUGCCACGGAAGGGCUGAUUGGGGUUAACAUUUGGCCUGAAAGAGAGGAAAGACGGUACAUCCUGGCUCCUAGAUCCAUGUUCUUUGAGUUCAUACCGGUGGAACAUAGUGGAGAAGACCAACCAAAGACACUUCUCCCUCAUGAAGUGGAUGUAGGAUCAACAUAUGAGCUUGUCAUCUCUAACAUCAGUGGCAUGUGGAGGUACAGGUUUGGUGAUGUCGUCAAAAUUGCGGAGUUCUAUAAUGAGGCUCCAGUCAUCGAGUUUUUAUACAGGCAAGGCCAGCUUCUGAACAUCCGUGGUGAGAAGACAUCUGAGAAGAUGUUCUAUAAGGCAUUAACUGAUGCAGCCAAUCAGUGGCCAGAGGUCAAGGUCAUUGACUACUGCUGUGCUGAGAGUGUCAUGUUGGAUGGGAGUGAUCAAGGUGAGGAGAACAGUCGGGACCAUUCUAGGAUGCCACAUUACAUUGUGUUCAUCGAACUGAAGGAUGAGAAUACAACACUGACUCCUGAACAGAAAGCUAUGAUUGACAAGAUGUUAUGUAAAGACUUCUUUGUGUACGAGUCAUUCCGUAAGAAGGGAAGCAUUGCUCCUAUGGAUGUUCACGUAGUAGCCCAUGGGACGUUUCUUGGACUCAGGAACUUUAUGUUGGAGACUACGCAAGCCACUUCUAACCAGUAUAAGGUGCCACGGGUACUGCGCAGAACUGACGCUGUGGAAUUUAUGAUGAAGCAUGUGGUGAAAUAGGAAACAUUGUAAGCAGGAUAAACAUGUGCUCAAAUAAGACAAAGUGAGUCAUGACAGAGCAUGUGCUCGAAUAGAAAAUGGAGCAGUCAUGAUGAAGCAUGUGGUGAAAUAGUAAAAUUGUUAUCAGGAUGAAACAUGUGCUCAAAUAUGACAAAGUGAGUCAUGACAGUCAGAGCAUGUAGUGAGUCAUGACAGAGCAUUUGAUCAAAUAAGACAUGGGGCAGUCAUGAUCAAGCCCUUGUUCAAAUAGGACAGUUUAUCCAGUUCAAGGAUUAUAGUCAUGAGCUCUCCCAUAUGCUUUGUGCUUUGUCUAAAUGAUAACAAUUAGGUACAUGUAGUUAGUGGCAUGUAUGCAGCCAAUCUGCAACAGUACCGUAUGGUACCGUUUUGGCAAUGGUACUGUACGGGUACCCUGAAAUAUGGUACCAUAUGGUACCUUGAUUUUAGAGUGCGGAUUGGGGUGUAUAAUUGGCAAAAAUAGCAUACCUCAAUUAAUUCUGCGAAAUGUCAUCACAAAGGAUCAUGGAAGCUAAUCAGUAUUAUAGAUACAGGCAUCAAUGUUUUAAUACACUAACUGGUUUCAGUAAAUAAGAGACAUUUCUUCAGCUCAUUAUAUCUUAUAAGUCAGUUAUCAGGCAUGUUGCCAUGAUUUCCAAAUUAAUUUCCCAAGAGAGGGGCCGAUGAUGCUUAUAGCCUUGGCCCUCCAGAAUUUCUGUAAUCAAUUUUAGAGUUUAUUGUGCAAAUAAAAGAUCCACACAAAUUGCACAACGCACA
This is a messenger RNA of Owenia fusiformis, 2591 nucleotides long. NCBI's taxonomy places the organism in Eukaryota, Metazoa, Annelida, Polychaeta, Sabellida, Oweniidae. The record is from the annotation of a GenBank genome assembly.